Molecule: messenger RNA, 1251 nt
Organism: Humulus lupulus (European hop)
Lineage: Eukaryota; Viridiplantae; Streptophyta; Magnoliopsida; Rosales; Cannabaceae
Exons: 3
Coding region: 221-640 (139 amino acids)
Source: RefSeq, a predicted model, not a curated record
AGGUGUCAAAUCUAGACGCCCAUAACGUCUCUUACUCUAUUUUCACUCGUUUCCUCUUCUUCCUAUACUUGUGUGUAUAUAUAUAUACAUUUUUUUUUUAAUACAACUUGUGAGGUUUUUUUUAAUAUUUUUUCCUUUUCCAAUCUUUUCCUAGUAACCAAUCAGCUACUGCUGCUUUCAUGUAUAGAUAUUGAUUUUUCUUUUUUGUGUGUGAAAAAUCAUGGAUGUGAUGAAUAUCAGUAAUAGAAAUGUUGUGGAUUUGUCUUCCUUCUUCGUAUUCGAAGUCACCGGCGAUUCUGAGUCUUGUUCUAACUUCGAUUCCGCCGUCACCGAAGAAAGCUCGGUUGCUCUCGAUGAAGACGAUGCUGAAUCGUGCAGUUGGGAUUUGUCGACCGAUGAUGAUCGAUUAUAUGCGUCGAUUGGUUCUGAUUCGCUUGAUCAUAAUAUAGGCGAAGAAUUUGUAAUCGAUUAUAUGGAAGAAGAUGAUUAUGAAGAUGAAGAUGAAGCGACGUCGGACCCAGCUUUCCGAAAAUGGAGUGAUAGUACUGGAGAAAUAAAUAUUGGGCAUCAAGAAUAUCCCAUUUGCCAAAAUACAAGAAUCUGCCCUUUUGAUAUAUAUCUCUCACUCUCUUUUUCUUGAUAUGAGAGUCUUUGAUUCGAAGAAUAUCUGGUCGGAAGUUUGCUGCUUUCACUUUUUCAGUAGUGGCCGAGUUUACCUAGCACUGGGAACUCGACCAGGGAUCUCAACCUCGAACUCAACAGGAAGACCAAGAAAGCCAUUGAAGCGAUCAAAGGUGACAUGAGUUAUGUGACGGACAUUGGUGGGGCAUCCAAUCUCCAUAUGAUGAACGCUGGAGAUGGCAUCUUCACCUCUCUCGACACGGCAAGCCACCAUGGAUUUCUUCAGAGCUGCCAAGAGAAACGUAACCAGUGGGAGCUGGUUUUGGUCUUCGUCAGAGCUUUUCACUGUUCCCUUAUUACUUGCCCCUUUUCCACCUCCAAUAUUAGCUCCGCCACCACCACCGCACCCACCUCCCCUGGUCACCACAACAAGACCUGUCAUAUCUCUAUUAUCUAUAAUUUAUGGGAGAGUUUUUCUCUCUAGAAAGAGAGUAUAGUAUGGGAAGUGAAGAAAGAAAGAAAGAAAAAAACAGUGGUUGAAGUGAAGCUUGAUUUGAAUGGUUUUUCACUUCUAUAGUUGCAUUCGAAGAAAUAUAACUUUCUCUCUCUCUCCGGUUUUUGAACUUCCAA